This is a messenger RNA of Tetranychus urticae (two-spotted spider mite), 1334 nucleotides long. RefSeq lists its product as uncharacterized. The record is from RefSeq and is a predicted model, not a curated record. NCBI's taxonomy places the organism in Eukaryota, Metazoa, Arthropoda, Arachnida, Trombidiformes, Tetranychidae.
GUAUCAUUUUCAUCGCCUGCAAUCUUUUGUUUAAAUCAUUUUCAUUUUUAGUCUUUCACUGUUUACCCUUUGUUUUGUUUCUAACGUGAUCUCAUUUUUCUUCAGUUUCUUCAAAAUGUCUCCUCAAAGAGAAUCUUUUCUUUCAAUUUUAUUCUUUUUAAUAAUCAUUGAUGGAUCAAUGGCAAGUCUCGGUAUUUUUAAUGGACUACCUGGGUUUCCUUUCUCAUCAUCCUCCGCUAACGCUGAUCAAGAUGCUUCGGCAAGUGAACAAUGGCCCAGCUUUGUAAGGAUUGUUGAUGUUGCUGAUUUACCUUCUUUAUUGUUUGCUCAUCCAAAUGCCACUAACCGCCAUUCAUCUGGCUCUAUCUGGUCCAAUAUCUUCAAUAUAUUUACUGAUGGCUCCGAGGGUACUAUCAACGAUGAGAUGGAACGUGAAAACGGCGCUUGGUUUGCUAUUCCCGGUUGGAACAAAGCCAUGUUUAAUGGUACUGGCUUAGGUCAUUCUAUUUUACCCGGCUUACUGGUCCCAGCUAAAAUUGAACCUGGCCAAAUCAAUGAUGUUGCAAAUUCACCUCUCAGUCCUCUGUUUAACAAUUUCUCAAACAUAUUUCCACUCGGAUUUUUGUUCAACCAUGGUCAAACACUCAACCUCAAUCCUUUCAAUCUCCCAUUCUUUCCUGAGUCAAAUGCUGUAAACCCAUUGGAAGGUUUCAAAGCUGGAUCUUUAGCGCCUGAAAAAGCUCAACCUGCCGUUGAAUCAGCUGAAAUCAAACCCUUACCAGAAAAUAGUGAGACUGUAACGGAAACUCCAAAAACAAAGGAAGCCCGACGAAUAAAUAAGAUCCGUUCAAUUCUUCGAAGAGCUCUAAAUAUCGAAAAUGAUGAAAAUUCUAAUGUUAAAGAGGGCGAAAAAGUUGUUAAUCUCAUUGAACCUGUACAAGAAACUGGAAUGCAAAUGGAGCCAAUUCCUUCAACUGAAUCUUAUCCUGAAUCUAAUUCUGUAGAGCAUGGGCAUGAAGACACUCGAUCAUUUGGACUUCUAAGCUCACUUGCUACUCUAUUGGCUGGUACUUCAUUAAAGACUUUAACACACGACCCUCAAUCCCUAGGAACCUUACACGAACCAACAUUUAAUAACGGUCAACAAGGUCAAAAUCAACUUUUUGGCUCUAACUAGUUUUGUAAAGAAAAAAAUGUAAAACGUUUUUAGAUUACGCUUUUUUUUAUUAAUUGGCUCUUAAAGUGGCCAAUCAAAUCACUUAUCAUUGUUUUAAUCUGACAAAUUUAUCAAUUGUUGAAUAAAAAUUAGCAAAUAAAAAAUGAAUUGUUGAUCA